This is a messenger RNA of Mesorhabditis spiculigera, 270 nucleotides long. Lineage: Eukaryota; Metazoa; Nematoda; Chromadorea; Rhabditida; Rhabditidae. The record is from the annotation of a GenBank genome assembly.
AUGGCGUCGACAUCUAUCAAUCCGUCAUCACUACUACCACUUGAGCUGAUCGAUAAAUGUAUAGGCUCGCGGAUUUGGGUCAUUAUGAAAGGUGAUCGAGAAGUCGUUGGAACUCUAUGCGGAUUUGACGACUAUGUCAAUAUGGUGCUUGAAGAUGUCGUUGAAUACGAAAACACACAAGAGGGCAAGAAGGUCACAAAAUUGGACAUCAUUCUACUCAAUGGAAACCAUGUGACGAUGCUGGUGCCUGGUGGCGGCGGGCCCGAACUU